AUGGAAGCUCCAUCAGAGGCACAAUUACCAAGAAGAACUGGAGGCUGGAUCACCUUCCCCUUUAUCAUAGCAAGCUCAGUAGGGUUGGCCCUAGCAUUUGUGGGUUGGACAAGCAAUCUUAUUGUGUAUCUGAUUAAGGAAUUUGAUGUUGAGAGUAUUGAUGCUGCUCAAAUAUCAAAUUUGGUUAAUGGUGCCGGAAGCUUAAUUCCUGUUGUUGCUGCAAUUAUUGCUGACUCUUUUCUUGGUUGCUUCUCUACCAUUUGGAUUUCAUCCCUCAUCUCAUUAUUGGGCACAAUCCUUUUAGCUGUAACAGCUACAGUUGAUUCUUUGAGGCCUAAACCGUGUGAAGUUGAGUCAACCUCAUGUACCCCUAAACCAAAAGUUCAAUCUGUAGUACUCUAUGCAGCCAUUGUUCUAGCAACAUUGGGUAGUGGUGGUACCCGAUCAACCCUUGCGACGAUCGGAGCUGGUCAGCUAGCUGAUAAACCAAAGGAUCAAGGGAUUUUCUUCAAUUGGUUCUUCUUCUUUUGGUAUUCUGCUUCUGUAGUAUCGUCCACAGCUAUUGUCUAUAUUGAAGAUAACGUGAGUUGGAAAGCUGGAUUUUUUAUUUGUGUUGCGUCCAAUGUUGUUGCUUUACUCAUUUUUCUAAUGGGAAGCAAAUUUUACGCUAAGUUUAAGCCAGAAGGGAGUCCAUUUACCAGUUUGGCUCGUGUUAUUGUUGCUAGUAUUACUAAAAGACAAGUUGCACUUCCAUCGACUGCUGAGGAUUUCUUCCAGGGAUGUAAUGUAGUACCUAAAGCAUUAGCUGUUGUACCUUCCAAGACCUUCAGGUUUUUGAACCGUGCUGCCAUUAUAAGUGAAGGUGACCUAAAACCAGAUGGUUCAACAACUAAUCGAUGGAGACUUAGUUCAGUACAACAAGUAGAAGAUUUCAAAACCUUAAUUAAAAUCUUACCACUUUGGUCCAGUAGUUUUUUUCUUGGCACCACAAUUGGCGUACAAACAAGUUUGUCAAUCCUUCAAGCCUUAGCAAUGAAUCGCCACAUAGAACCCAAUUUCCAAAUCCCAGAUGGAUCCGUACUCCUUUUUGUCCUGCUAUCUACUGCUCUAUUCCUCGCCCCGUUCGAUAAAUUUCUCUUACCUACGUGGAAGAAUUUGACUGGAAAAUCACUUACACAUCUCCAGAGAAUUGGGAUUGGACACGUGCUCAAUUUUUUGAGCAUGGGUGUAUCAGCCUUAGUCGAGUCAAAGAGACUAAAUGUAGCAAAAUCAAAUGAAGGUUCCAAUAUUGUGCCCAUGUCAGUGUUAUGGCUUGUGCCGCAAUUAGUCAUCGUUGGUAUUGCGGAGGCAUUUCAUUUUCCAGGACAAGUAUCAUUGUAA
Molecule: messenger RNA, 1380 nt
Organism: Solanum stenotomum
Lineage: Eukaryota; Viridiplantae; Streptophyta; Magnoliopsida; Solanales; Solanaceae
Product: protein NRT1/ PTR FAMILY 2.7-like
Exons: 4
Coding region: 1-1380 (459 amino acids)
Biological process (GO): transmembrane transport; oligopeptide transport
Cellular component (GO): plasma membrane
Molecular function (GO): transmembrane transporter activity
Source: RefSeq, a predicted model, not a curated record